Molecule: messenger RNA, 8868 nt
Organism: Trematomus bernacchii (emerald rockcod)
Lineage: Eukaryota; Metazoa; Chordata; Actinopteri; Perciformes; Nototheniidae
Product: C-myc promoter-binding protein-like
Exons: 34
Coding region: 250-6204 (1984 amino acids)
Biological process (GO): regulation of Rab protein signal transduction
Cellular component (GO): cytoplasmic vesicle
Molecular function (GO): protein binding
Source: RefSeq, a predicted model, not a curated record
AGCGGACAGCCGGCUCGCGCACUGACUGACAGACAGACCAGAAGCCUCGCGCGGUCGGACAGCUAACGGUUAAUCUCUGAGACAGAAACAUUGACUAUAAACAUCACCCGUACAGGUCACGUCAUCUUUUUCGGUACCGACGGUGCAGUGAUGAAACAGCACCGGUAGACGACACCGGGGGAAGUUGUGUGUGUGUGAGAGGACUAAAUUGCCGUCCAUAAGAAGCGGGGCAGCCGGCGGUAAUGGGAAAUGAUGGAAGACAAAGGCCCUCGUGUAGCCGACUACUUUGUGGUGGCCGGUCUGACAGACCCGUCCAAGCCGUUGGACCAGGAGAUCCACUUUGAUGACGUGUGCCACAAGUCGGCCAAGCCUAAGGCGCCCAUCACUGAUGUCGCCGUGGUGAUCCGCUCCAUGGGCGAGGAGACGCCGCCUGGGUUCACCUGUGUAGAGGAAACCCCAACAGGCCAUUCAGCUGAUCUGAACAAUGGCGGCCUCAUGGUGCCCCAGAUCUUCCUCUGCUACCGGAGAGGUCGCGACAAGCCACCCCUCACUGACCUGGGCGUGCUGUACGAGUGGAAGGAGCGCCUGAAGCCGGGCUGCCAGCUGAUCCAGACCACACCCUCCGGUCGCCCCGCCAACAUCAGCGGAAACUCCUCCCAGCGCAUCUACGUCACCUACCGCCGGGCCCCUGAGAGCCAGCCACACAGCGCGCUGGCCCUCACCGACAUCUGCAUCAUCGUCCCGAGCAAGGGAGAGACGCCCCCCCACACCUUCUGCAAGGUGGAGAAGAACCUCAACAGCAGCAUGUGGGGCUCCUCUGUCUACCUGUGUUAUAAGAAGUCUGUGGCCAAAACCAACACAAUAGCCUACAAAGCAGGUUUAUUCAGCAGAUAUCCAGAGGAGGACUAUGAGUCAUUCCCUCUGCCAGAGUCUGUCCCUCUCUUCUGCCUUCCCAUGGGGGCCACGAUUGAGUGCUGGCCAGCAAACACCAAAUACUCCCUCCCCGUGUUCUCCACCUUUGUCCUCACCGGAUCCUCUGGAGAGAAGGUGUACGGUGCCGCCAUCCAGUUCUACGAGCCCUUCCCCCAGGUGUGUCUGACCGAUGUGCAGCGCUCCCAGCUGGGUCUCUUGAGUCCAGAUCCAGUACAACCAGCCUCCUCCAGCUGUACGGAGACAUCCAGCAGCAGCCCGGCCAAAGCCCAAUGCUCCGUCUACACCAACAAGUGCAUCUGUCUGCUUUCCCACUGGCCCUUCUUCGACGCUUUCCGCAAGUUCCUCACAUUCCUAUAUCGCUACUCCAUCUCCUGCCCUCACGCCCUGCCCAUCGAGAAGCACAUCUCUCAUUUUAUGCACAAAGUUCCCUUCCCUUCCUCUCAGAGGCCUCGCAUCCUGGUGCAGCUUUCCCCUCAUGACAGCCUGAUGUUGAGCCAGCCAGUGUCUUCUCCCUUACCGCUCAGCGGUGGUCGAUUUUCCACGCUGCUCCAGAACCUCGGACCAGAGAACGCCGUCACCCUGCUGGUGUUUGCCGUCACUGAACACAAGAUCCUGGUGCACUCUUUACGCCCCGCCGUGCUGACCAGCGUCACCGAGGCUCUGGUGUCGAUGAUCUUCCCGUUCCACUGGCAGUGCCCGUAUAUUCCUCUGUGCCCACUGGCGCUGGCUGACGUAUUAAGCGCCCCCUGUCCAUUCAUCGUAGGAGUGGACUCCCGCUACUUUGAUCUUUAUGACCCUCCACCAGAUGUGAGCUGCGUGGAUCUGGACACAAACACCAUCUUCCACAAUGAAGAUAAGCGAGCCCUCACGUGGAAGAUCCUGCCAAAGAAAUCCUGUAAAAACCUGAUGAAUGUGCUGAGCAAUCUCCACCAGCAGCUGGUCGAGGGUCAGCAGCGUCCUGACGGGCUGCUGGAGCUGAGCAUGAAUGAUUUGACAGAGUUGAGCUGUGGUAAGAGCCUCCACACGCUGGAGCUGGAGAUCCAGGAAGCCUUUCUGCGCUUCAUGGCGGCCAUUUUGAAAGGCUACCGCUCAUUCUUGCGACCCAUCACCCAGGCACCUUCUGAGAAAGCGACGGACGCCAGCUCCCUCUUUGACCUGCAAGGGUUCUUAAAGAGCCGGGACCGCUCCCAUCAGAAGUUCUACUCGCUGAUGACCAAAACGCAAAUGUUCAUCCGCUUUAUUGAGGAAUGUUCUUUCGUCAGCGACAAAGACGCCAGUCUGGCCUUCUUCGACGACUGUGUGGACAAACUCUACAAUUCCGAGCGGAGUGCAGACAAAGCAGGCAAGGUGGACGCUGACAGGCCGGAGGAGAGCCGGCUGAUAGAGAUUGAUGAGUCUCAGCGCAGCGAGCACACAGUCUUCAUCACGCCUCCAGAGCUGCCCCCCCUGCCUGAGGGGGAGGAACAUCCACUCUGCUACAGGUACGAUGGCUUCCCAGUGUUAACUCUUGACCUGUUUGACCCUGUGGAGGGCCUGCGGACCCCCUCCUCCCGCCUCACUGCCAAGCAAAGCUGUCCCACCAGCCCUGCCCCCAUGUUCAGACGCACCAAGCAGGAGAUCAAAACAGCCCAGAAGAUAGCCAAGAAGUACUCGUCCAUCCCUCAGCUGUGGUCCAAGUGCCUGCUCCGUCACUGCUACGGCCUGUGGUUCAUCUGCCUGCCAGCGUACGUCAAGGUGUGCCACUCCAAGGUUCGGGCGCUGCGCACGGCCUACGACGUCCUCGGGAAGAUGCAGGCUAAGAAACUGCAGCCACCUGAUGAGGUCUGUUACCGGGUGCUGAUGCAGCUGUGUGGACAGUACGGCCAACCUGUCCUGGCAGUCAGGGUCCUCUUUGAGAUGAAGAAGGCCGGAGUCCACCCCAACGCAAUCACCUAUGGCUACUACAACAAGGCGGUGUUGGAGAGCACGUGGCCCUCCAGCACCAGAGGAGGGUACUUCCUGUGGAUGAAGCUGAGAAAUGUAGUUCUGGGAGUGGCCCAGUUCAAACAGGCCCUACGACGACAGGCUGCCCACACACAGAGUCCUCUGUCAGAUGGCAGCGACCUGGACGCUGUGAGUCACGGCAGCCUGGAUAGCUCUGCCGACACUAACCUGGGCCCCUUCGCCUCUGACUCCGCCAAAGUAGACCCCAUUGAUGAUAAAUCUAGCACAGGGGAUCAAUCGGAUCUGGGUUAUAACUCACUGUCCAAGGAGGAGGUCCGGAGAGGAGACCCCGGCGCUCCGGACUCCAAAGAUGACAAGAAGGAGAGCGACUGCAGCUCCUUGUCAGAGACAGAGAGCGCCAAGGGGAGCAAAGACUGCCUCCCUCAGCUGGACAUGGAGCUUCACUCGUCCUUCAAACCCCGCGGCAUUGUGCGCAGCAGCUAUCCGUAUGACGAAGCCUCCUGUAAGCCCAAGAGCUCCGUCAGCGCGGGCCAUGUUGCAGGCCUCCUCUUUUCCUCCUCCCUGGACGACAUCGGUGAGGUCAACGGCAACAGAUUGCUCAGGAAACACAGGAGUGCUCUGGAGGAGGUGGUGGGCAGCAGCGGCUCGGCUCUCGACUGGCAGGGGGGGAGGGGCCGCCAGCUGAGCGGGGACAAGGUGGGCAGCAGCGGCAGCGGCACCACUGUCCUGGGCCUGGGGAUGAGCCAGGGGGAAACAGACCCAGAUAAGAUCGCGGGACACAUGGGCGCAGACGUCAAAAUUCUCUCUGGUGCCAAAUUCAGUCAGAGUAAGAGACCUCGUUCGCUGGCUCUGGGCGGGAUAGAGGGGGCGGCUGCCUCCAGAAGUCUUGAUCACAGGGAGGAAGAGGAAGAGGCGGAGGGACAGGACUCCAGUGAUGAGGACAGAGGUAACACAGAGGCCAUUUUUGAUUUGGAGGAUCUGGAUUUAGACAAGCCCGCCACAGGGGCUGGCAUCAGCUCACACAAAUGUAACAAGAAACCUGUCGGACGCAGUGUGAGCUACGGUGGCGUGAGCUCCAUGACGACCAGAGGAACUGUGAAGCGCACAGACAUACAGACAGGCUACGACCCUCUGUCCAUCCUGGUGGCAGAGACACAGUCCGAGGAGCAGAGUGAGGACCGGUACCCAGAGGGGGACGAGGACAGCACUCCCAGCGCCCGAAGGCACCUGGCCAGAGAGAUCGAGCUCUACAUGAACCACAUGGGCAGCCCGCUGAGCAGCAGGACCCCCAGCAUGGACCUGCAGGACUCCGCCAGCCCCCUCCUCCUCCACCCCUCCUCCCUCUCGGCCCCCCGCAGAGCCAGCCUGCCCCACAGCUCCCCCCUCAGGGCUGCUGGGAUGCCGCGCUCCCGCACCUUCCACCCGCCCUCGCCCUCCCAGUCCGUCUCACGCCAGCGCCUGCUCUCGUCCCCCUCCUGCCACAGCUCCAGCACCACCCCCAGUGCCAGCCCCCGCCCCAGCCCCUGCAGGGAAAGGACGGACAGGAUGAGCCUGGCGUCGCCUUCCCCCUCCUCUUCCUCUUUCGCUCUGGACACUCUGAUCACACCAACGCUCGAUGUAUUCAAGACCAGCAUGUUCUCCGCUGGGAAGGGCGUGGCAGAGAAGGCCAGCCGCUGGUACUCCCGCCUCUCCACAUACACAACGCCUACCAAGGACGGUCACAGUGACCGCCUGAGUAUUUCCUCCCUUGGCUUUGGAGAUCCAGACUGCGCCUCGCUGCUGGAUGACGAGGACUGUGAUGGCUCCUUGAUCUCUCCACAGAGGAACGGCCCCUCAGGGCCCCGCAGGAGCCCCCGACGCAGCCCCCUGCGCAGCACACAGCACAGCCCCUCUGCCGGCCACAGCCUGGGCAGACCCACAUCUCUGUUCCCUGGAUGUGUGCUCUCCCCCCCCGGCUUCCCUCUGCCAGACAGGUCGGACCUCGGCUCUUCACGCUACACCAGCAGCACCAGCAUCUUCAACAACUACGCCAUGGAGCUGCUGAUCUCCAGCUGUUCCCGCUGUAAGACGUGCGACUGCCUGGUGUACGAUGAGGAGAUCAUGGCCGGCUGGACUGCGGACGACUCCAACCUGAACACCACCUGCCCCUUCUGUGGAAACCCCUUCCUGCCCUUCCUCAACGUGGAGCUCAGGGACAUGCGAGGCCCCGGCAGGCUUUUUCUGAAGGGCAGCCCGUCGGUGGACGAGGAGAUGACCUCGUCGUACUCCACCUCCACGGGUUUGGACACGGGGACGUCCACCUUGUCCACCCCGUGUCCUAAAACAGCUGCCUUUCCUCCCUCCCCUGGGAUCGCUGUCCAGGAGUGCGCCGGGAGUGGAAGGACUCGAUCGACCAACGCUGAAGGUAUCAACAUCCCGUCUGACCAGCGGCAGGAGGGUCCGUCCCCCGGGGGGCACAUGGCCCGCAGCAUCAGCACCUUCUGUCCCCAGGACGAAGCGCCAACAAUUGACCACCGUUUGCCGACGUCAGGCAGCCUGCCCAGCCGUCUGAAUGAAGCCACAGACCCGCUGAAUAUGGAGUGGCGGCUCCACAACCCUGAGCCGGUGACGGUGCCCUACCUGAGCCCGCUGGUGCUGUGGAAGGAGCUGGAGAGCCUGCUGGAGAACGAGGGCGACUCGGUGAUCACCGAGGCCGACAUGGUGGACCAGCAUCCCAUCAUCUACUGGAACCUGGUCUGGUACUUCAGGCGCCUGGACCUGCCCAGCAACCUGCCCGGACUCAUGCUCACCUCGGAGCACUGCAACAGAGGCUCCCAGGUUCCUCGUCACUGGAUGUCGGAGGACAGUAAACACGUGUUGAUCCAGAUCCUGUGGGACAACCUGAAGCUGCACCAGGACUCCAUCCAGCCUCUCUACAUCCUCUGGAACACAUUCAGGCUUAAUUGUACUCUGUUGUUAGAGAACGUGGGGUACCCUCUGUCCCGGCCGGUCCCGGAGGAGGAGAGGCCGUUCAGCGAGGAGCUGCUGCAGAGCGUGGUGAGGAGCAUCCAGAGGAACGACCUGAGCCGGCCCAUGGCCCAGCUGCUGCAGCUGCUGGGCACCACGCUGGGGGUCAAACGGCAGAGGAGUUUGUACAGAGACAUCCUCUUCCUCUCCCUGGUGGCUCUGGGAAAAGAUAACAUCGAUAUUGACGCAUUUGAUCGAGAGUACAAGCUGGCGUACGACCGCCUCCUGCCGAGCGUAGUGAAGCUGACCCACAACUGUGACCGCCCCCCCAGCACCGGGGUCAUGGAGUGCCGCAGGACCUUUGGGGAGCCUUACCUGUAAACACACACACACACACACACACACACACACACACACACACACACACACACACACACACACACACACACACACACACACACACACACACCAGGAUGAACUCUCCUCACCCCACAUCAUCGCUUUAAGACGAGCUCAGGAAACCUGUUGGAGACUGUGAAUGUUUUUGAAACUCUGCGAGGGAUCAUAAAGAUAGUCAGCGUCACGUUGCCUGAAACUAAAAACAGUUUUACAAACUCUAUCUCUUUAACUGAAGGAAAGACCACUCGCCCCGCUCAUCAACAAGUUCAUGCAGUUUGUUCCCGUGAAAAUGACUGUAAAUACACAGCAGUAGAGGGUUUUUUAAAUGCAUUUAUAUUGUGCAGUCAUACAGCAUAUGAAGACUAAUCAGCAAUAUUUUAACUUGAACUCUAUUUAUACAAAGUAAGCUUUAUUUAUUGUAGUGUCUUGUUUUUGUCGGGCCUUGAAAGUGUUAUCGUUGUCGUCGGGCGUUUCUUGCCUCGCAGGUUAAAAUGUGGCAGAAUGGAUUUAGUGUUUAUAAUUGAUGAUUAGGAGGAAAGUAAAAAAUACCGCUGGAAAAAUCCGCAAAUUCAUAGAAAAUGAAUCGGAGGAUUUGGGCCGCUGGAAAAGGGUUAGCAGUGGGCUCUAAAAAGACAUCUUGAAAAGCGUAAUUCACAAAUGUUCAACAUAAUUCAGAAAAAGGAGGAACCGCUUUAUAAACUGACAGAUAACCAGCCGUUAGUUGCGGCCCUAAUUUAAAUGUUUCAAAUCCACUUUUUUAAAUCUGCCUUUAAUGUCGGUCCAGGGUCUGAAGACAAACGUUCGCUUUGCUUCUCAAACCAGUUUCUCUACUUCUCUAUGUGUGACUUUGAUGCAAAGGUUCAUUCCUCAACAUAUUUAGUUUGUUUACACACCUGUCUUUAACUUUAUCAAAGAAAAGUUUUCGUCUAGGUCAGGGGUGUCCAAACUACGGCCCGGGAGCUAUUUAGAAUGUGCCCGCAGUAAAGUAUGAUGGAAUAUGGCCUCUAGUGAGGGGCCCGGCCCUUCGUAUAUCUUUCUCUAUGUGGCCCUCGGUGAAACAUGUUUGGACACCGCUGGCUUAGCUAUUGAGUUCACUUCACCAGUGGAGCGCUGCUGGACAUAUCGGUAUUACUGCUCAUCAUGUGUGUACUAAACGUGCCGACUGUUCAGAUGAAUUCACUGACUCACCUCCUCAUACAGAAGCUGCUCUGAACCCAACUGGUGUGUCAGCAUAUCCUCUAUCCUGUGAGGAAACACAUUCUGUCAGCCAUGUUGGAGGUUUACUGUUCUUUAAGUCGCAUAACGUCGGAGUUUCAUUUUGUAUCAUUAUUUGAGUCAGUUACUACACCAAAAUAAUAUCUCACACCACUACAACAGAGGACAAGAGCACGUUUUUGCAGAACGUCCCAAAAACUUUAUUUGGAAGUUGUUUGUUGGUAAAACCCAGAAGAAGAAGCUUUACCCAUAAAUAUAUCAUAUUUUGAAUUUACAUGCACUUAACCAGCCUCUGAAUGUUCAGCCUGUGACGGUGAAUGACUUAAAUCUGCUCCUCACUCACUGAGGGCUCACACAGCCUGAGGAGCUCCGAGAUGUGUUUGAGUAUUGCACCUGAAGGUGGAUUCUGUGGUUUCUGAAUUUUUCGAGAUUUUAUGAUUGUAAUUGAUUUGUGUUUUUAUAUAAAAUCAAAAAUGGAUCCUCAUAUGCCCAAAGGAAAUGCUAAUGAGGCAGACAGGACUUAAUGUGUGCUGCUACAUGUGUACGUGAACCACUUUGACAAUGUUUCUAGAACCCACUGUCUCAAACAUGAUGCUGUCACUCUGUAGUUAAUCCUCCAUUCGAAUGCAUCACAAAUGCAGAAAUGUCAAAAUUGAAACUUCAUCAAUUUCCACCCCACCCCACCCCCCACUGUUUUCUUUAAAAAAACGAUUUUGAUUCAAUGAACUAAAAGGCAUUUAAUAUUCUGUUCAAUGUGUCCUCUGAGGGGUGGAUAUCUGUGAUGGAUGAACAGUUCCAUUUAACAUGAAGUAUUUAAUGACAAGUAAUGUUACAUGAUGAGGUUUCGAAAAUAACAAACGUCUUUGUACACAUCUGCACAUAUCUACUUCUGCAUUUUUAAAGCUCAUGUUCUGACUGUAUUUCUAUAAAAACUAAUGGAGAGGAGACACAUUUUAGACACGUUAUUAAAGUUUUAAAAGGAUUCUGUGAGGGGAAAUGAUACCAAAUACAUUUUGAACUGGAUCCAAGCCGGAGAUUAACUACAUUUGUUAUUGUUUUCUGAAUGUUAAUCUAAGUGACUGCCGCCAUGGUUGAAGGAGGACCCUCGAGUCUAAACUCUUGACGGUCUCAUGAAUGUCAACCAUGUGUGUGAUCUGUGGAAAACGAACUGGAAGUUGCACUUUUCCUCUGGAGAGUGAGAGGAGAGGACUGCGAUGUCAGCUGCUGGAAAGAAAAAAGCUGCCAUCCAUCUGUGGAUAUUUGUCGUGUUUAAAGCUGUACAAAGUGAAUGAUUUUGCAGGAUCUGGGGCCAUGUACAUUUUGAAUUGUUAGCCCUUUGUAGAAAUCACAUUUUAUAACAUGUGGUGGCGGUUCUGUACAGCAACCAGAUCCACAGACUGUUUAUCUGUAAAUAAAAUCACUUACACUCAU